GCGCCAUGGAUACUGUACUGAGGUACAUAAACGCGAUGAAGGAAAGUCCCCUCCAAAGUCAAUCCUGCUUGCGCUUGGCCAACGCUGUUCAGGUUCGAUCGGUUAUGACUUACAUGAGGUACCCAUGUUGCCAUUGGGGACUUGGUGGCAACUGCACAAGGCUGUGCCCAUACUGGUGGUUUCAUUGGUGGAAUGGUUUGAAAUGCCGGGGCUGGAUUGGCCCGGAAUUAGCGAUAUGUGAUUGGUUAUUGUUCAGGCACAACGAUGGACGAGCUCAAUGCAUGGGUCGCCGAUGCCGUGCGCUACCAGCUUGGUGAACAUUACGCCGGUCAAUACAUGCACAGUCGCAAUCAAGUGUGCACAGCUCGUGGGCGAGACCGAGGGGCCGACCUGCAAGUGUAUUUCGCGAGCCAAGUGUUCAAGGAACACAUACGCGCCCUGCACGAGACCAAGCAGCCACAUGACACUCCCCUGCGAACUACUAUCCAAACUCCGUAUGGUCUUGUGUAUCCCAAGGAAUACGCGACUGUGACAGACCUUGCCACUGCGCUUGUCGAACACCUUUCGUCAAACACACACCCACUCGUGGCCGACGUUCGCCGCGACGGUCGUGGCAUGCUUAAAAUCACGACCAAAGCGCACUUGGAAUGGCACGCCAUUAUGGGAAGAUUUCCGUGCUCACUCUGUGGAUUUUACUUCAACGGCGCCAAAGGACUGAGAGUGCACCGUGAAAUCGGUCACCGUCAGUCGUACGUUCAAGCACAUGAUGACGCAAUCGCCGCCACCAAUACACAGUUGAUUGUGUAUACCGCCCCGGCCUCGACUUUGCACCUGUGGACACAAUCGGCAGAAGCAACCAAGCGCAGCCGACGAGCUCUGGAGCCAGGACUGGACGCAGCUCGUCGAGGCGACGUUCAGACCAUUCAGGCGCUUCUCCAGCAAGGAUGGGAUGCCAGGAGUGUGCGAGAUCUGCAUGGAAACAAUGCCAUGCUGUGGGCAGCGAUCGAAGGCCACUUGGACAUGUGUAAGUACUUGCACGAGCAAGUGGGGUUGGAUGCUGCAGCAUUGCAAGGCAAACUCGGUCGCAAUGCCUUCCAUUGGGCCGCGCGAAAUGGCCACCUUCAUGUUUGCCAGUGGUUGGUCGACGAUGUGAAAAUGGACGCGGAUAGCGCGACGUUGGAUGGCACAACGCCACUCCAUUAUGCUGUUUAUGGCCAACAAAUGGGGAUUGUGCGAUGGCUUGUGUAUGUAGUUCACGCAUUGAACUAUGCUGACCAGUGUUAUGCUACAUUAGGCAAACUGGGUGCGACAUUCAUCGCUUGA
Molecule: messenger RNA, 1323 nt
Organism: Aphanomyces astaci
Lineage: Eukaryota; Oomycota; Saprolegniomycetes; Saprolegniales; Verrucalvaceae
Exons: 2
Coding region: 265-1323 (352 amino acids)
Molecular function (GO): protein binding
Source: RefSeq, a predicted model, not a curated record